AUGCGAAAUACCAGUUCUACCCACAGGGCGAGGAGUGAGCGUCCCCAACUUCAGAGGAACCGGAUGCAGAAGGAAGCCGGCUCUUCGUCCCCUCCCCGGGGCGUGGUGGUGACCUGUCCUAUACUCCCGACUCCCCGAACACACCCACGCGUCUUGGUGCUCCGCGGACUCGGAGGGGCAGGUCCCGCUGAGACGGGCGCCGGGGCUGAAGCCUCUCCCGUCGGGGUUCACCUCCCGCGGGGCACUGACGGUUUCCCGGAGGCGCAGGCUUCCACGGGGGUCGGCGGCCCCCUACUCCGCGCGUCCUGGCUCCCCCGUGUUUCCAGAACAUUCGGGGCCGGCCCCACCGGCCAUCUUCGUCAGCGCCCGUCCGUUCCAGGGCGCAGGGAUAAGCCGAGCUCCCAGGCGUGCCCAGGACCCGCGUCCCCGCACCGCCCUGUCGCCUUCCCGGGCCGCUCCGCGCAGCUCUUCAGCAGACGGGCCUUUCCCCGCCCUCCUGGGAUCGCGCCCUUCUCGCCCGCGAACAUCGCGUUCCCACCCGGCCUCGCCUGCCUGCGCUCUCGCGGACCUCGGGUACUAACAUUUCCCCUCUGCCCUUCACCACCGCCCGACUCCUUCCGGUCCCACCUCGGCUAUGUUCGUCAGGACUCGGGUCGCUCCGCCGAGAAUCGUCCGUUUCCGGCAGGCAGGGUACAGCAGCCGAACUUGCCUCCCCGCCCGGGGCCUCCUCGGGUUUCUCCGAACGUCCUUGCGCCCUGGCGGGUCGCUCUGUCCUGCGGAGUUCCCAACCUCCGGCCUCGGGUCCCUCCGCGCCUUCUUGGUCUUCUCCCCGAGGUCUCUGGUCCCAACGUUUUUCCGCGGGUCCCCCCUUCCACCCCGGAAUCCUACACAUCCGGUUCCGUCAGUCCACCCUUCUCGGGUCCUUCGUGCCUCCUCGGUUUCCUCCGUGUAUCCUCGGUCCUUUCCGCCAGGUCUCGGGGCUUUCCGUUUCUCCUGGGCGCAUACGCUCUAAGGCUGUGUCCCACAUCGCUGGCUGGGUCUCUCCGCCCCUUUUCGUGUCCCUCCGAGUCGCCUCGGUCCUUUCCGAAAGGCCUCGGCACCCUUCGUUUGCCUUCGGCUCUCUCCGUGCCUCGGAGAGGCGUGCGCAGUAUGAAUAAAUUAGUGCUGUAUGCUAUCUGAAACAGGCUCCCCAUC
Messenger RNA from Chinchilla lanigera (long-tailed chinchilla), 1194 nucleotides. Its product is annotated as collagen alpha-3(IX) chain-like. The record is from RefSeq and is a predicted model, not a curated record. The coding region runs from base 1 to 1179 and encodes 392 amino acids. The transcript has 3 exons. Lineage: Eukaryota; Metazoa; Chordata; Mammalia; Rodentia; Chinchillidae.